Molecule: messenger RNA, 2309 nt
Organism: Carcharodon carcharias (great white shark)
Lineage: Eukaryota; Metazoa; Chordata; Chondrichthyes; Lamniformes; Lamnidae
Gene: rsl24d1
Product: ribosomal L24 domain containing 1
Exons: 6
Coding region: 86-577 (163 amino acids)
Biological process (GO): ribosomal large subunit biogenesis
Cellular component (GO): nucleolus
Source: RefSeq, a predicted model, not a curated record
GUGGCUCCGCCAUUUUAUUGCGAGGCAGGGCGGCGGGAGGCCGGUGUGGGCGCACCGCGCGGUUAAACCACACGCCGAAGGGAAAAUGCGGAUCGAGAAGUGUUAUUUCUGCUCGGCGCCGGUGUAUCCGGGUCACGGGAUGAUGUUUGUCCGCAACGAUUGUAAGGUUUUCAGAUUCUGCAGAUCAAAGUGUCAUAAGGGUUUUAAGAAGAAGCGUAACCCAAGAAAGGUCAAAUGGACAAAGGCCUUCCGGAAAUCAGCUGGCAAAGAAUUGACUGUGGAUAACUCAUUUGAAUUCGAAAAACGCAGGAAUAUGCCUGUCAAGUACCAGAGAGAGCUGUGGUCUAAGUCAGUUGUGGCAAUGCAAAAAGUUGAGGAAAUCAAACAGAAACGUCAAGCAAGAUUUAUUAUGAACAGGUUGAAAAAAAGCAAAGAGUUACAGACAAAGGCAGACAUCAAGGAGGUCAAACAGAAUAUCCAUCUCAUCAAGGCUCCUCAUGCAGACACACCAAGGAAAUUGGAAGAGAAGAUGGUACAUACUUUACAAGAAGAUUUGGAAAUGGCAGAAGAUUCUUAACUGUUGCCCAGAAAGGAAUGUACAAGAUACGUGAAUACAUAAAUAUCCCAUUAAUUUGCCUGUUUUGCAACCUGUGGACGUUAACAAUUUUUAGAAUUAUCCACCCGUAACCACUUUUCAAACCUUCAGAUCCCCAAAAUUCAAGCAGGACAAACCAGUGCAAAAGAAAUGUAGGUGGAAAUAAAAAUUCAGUUACCUGGAUUUGGUGUAUGAGAUUAAUCAGGCUCAUGGGUCAAAUUGUGAGGGCCUACAUGCUGUAGUUUGGACCCUGAUGGUAUCAUUUGUUGUACCAUUAAUGAAUCGUUACCUGCCUUUUAAAAAAAAAAUCAGGAUUAUCGAAUCAUCCUCCUCAUAAAACUCUGACAAGAAAAUACCUCUUAUACGAAAGUGGGAAUGAAGAAAACUGUCCCUUGUGCAGAACAAUUGGGAUCAGCCUUCUGCUUUAAUAUGAAUAAUCUGAUGUGGUUUUUGUUUUCCUCUCUAAUGAUAAAAGUUUUCUGUUCCAGAAGUGUGACAUAUGUAUUGGAAUAAAAAAAUUGUUGACUGACCUGCCCACUUUAAAUGUGGGUUGCUUUAAACUUGAUAUGCAAAAAUCCUGUCAAUAAAUAUAUUUAAUUUAGAAAAAAGCUUGUAGACGUGUUAAUCUGCAAUAUUGUGAUGUGGAUAUUAAGUUGUCAAUAUUUUGUGUUCCUGUUUUUAUUGGGUAUUGGAACUAAAGGCUUAUAUUUGAUUUUUCCAUUUGCACCAUUAAGCUACAAAGAAAUCACUCCUCAAACAGCUCAUUCAGCCCAUUUGGUCUGUGCCAGCAUUUAUGCUCCACACGAGCCUCCUAUCAACCUCUUCGUUGAAUAUUCAACUUUUUCUUUCUCACUUGUGUAUAUUUAGCUUCUUCUUAACUGUAUCUAUGCCGUUUGUCUCAACUGCUGCUUGUGGCAGCGAGUCCCACAUUCCUACUGUUCUUUGGCUAAAGAAAUUUCUCCUGAAUUCCCAAUUGAAAUUAUUGAUGACUAUCUAAUAUUUAUGGCUCCAAUUUUUUACCUUAAAAGAGUUUUAGAUGGAUGUUUUAUUUCAGUCUCCCUUUAGUAUUGUUGACGUCUGACCAAAAUGUGUGAAUUUGUAAAAGUUGACUCCAUGAUUUUUGGCCUAAAGAACUAGUUUUUCAUAUAUUUCAUAAGUCAUACAAACAUACCAAUUUGGAGCAGGAGUAAUCCAUUUGGCACCUUGAGCCUGCACUGCUAUUUGAAAGGAUCCUAGUUUUUCAGAGAUCAAAGCCAAAAAUUUCAGAACCAAAGUAUAAUGCUGGAGAUAUUAACAAUUUGAUUUCAUUGUAAAUGAAUAAAUAUUAAUGAAAUGAAAUCCAGUAAGUAAAUGCUUAAAAUAUUUAUAUGUUCAAGUUUUGUUUUUAUUCAUGCAAAGUAUUAAAGUGAUCAGAUUAUGAAUGAUAAUUAAUCCAAUUUUUUUUUUAGUGCUGUUGGUUUUUGCUUUAUUCCAAUGCAAUGACCUUGGACCCAAAUCAAGCAUGCAAAUCAACCUCUCAAACACUAUCCGUGUAAAAGUCAACCUCAUGACUUUUGGCCAAAAAACUUGUUCUCAAAAAUUUGACUUUUACACUAGCAUAUACAGCAUUUAAAAUUCAAACAGCGUCUUAUUCAUCUGGCUGUUUUUUAAUGUUGGAAAUGUUUAAUUUCUUCCACCCAGCAAUAAAAAGCUGAAAUCAGUCCCAUGGAACUUA